Polychytrium aggregatum is the source of this 1179-nucleotide messenger RNA. RefSeq lists its product as uncharacterized. NCBI's taxonomy places the organism in Eukaryota, Fungi, Chytridiomycota, Chytridiomycetes, Polychytriales. Gene Ontology annotation, molecular function: nucleic acid binding. The coding region runs from base 33 to 983 and encodes 316 amino acids. The record is from RefSeq and is a predicted model, not a curated record. The transcript has 7 exons.
CCUCGAUCUUGCGCUCACUUCCAUCGCUCAUCAUGCCAGGCUACAACGACUUUAGCUCCUUCAACAACAACAAUGGCGGCUAUGACGGAAACCAGAUGCGUGGCGGCAUGGGCAACUUUAACAAUAAUGACCGAUUCGGCAGCAUGAGCGGCGGCGGCUUUGGCGAGCCACAUGCUCAGUUUGCUGGCGGCCAUAUGUCUCCGUCGCAGUCCCAGGGCCUCGGUUCUCCAUCAAAGGGCAAGAUUCGCAACAACUCCCUGCGAUCUGUUACGAUCCGUCAGAUGCUGAACAACAUCCCUGGAAUCGAACAGCCUCUCAGGAUCGACGAUACCGAGGCCGGCAGCGUCACCUUUGUCGGACGCAUCAAUAGCAUUUCCCCCAUGUCAGCUUACACUGAUAUAGUCAUCGGUGACGGCACCGGCACGAUUGAAGUCAAGAAGUGGAACGACAAACCGGCCGGCGAUCUGAUGGAUGGCUCCGACUUUGACGAUGUAGAUCCCGCUAUCGCGGAGGGAGCAUAUGUCCGUGUCUAUGGAGGACUGAAGGUCAGCGCCAAGGGCUACUUUGUCAACGUGUUCCAGAUCCGAGCAAUCACGGAUUUCAACGAAGUGACCUUCCAUAUGCUGGAUGUGAUUUCCACACACCUCGCACUGACCAAGGCGCCCGCGAAAGCAAUCGAUGCGGCCAAUGCAGCCGGUGCCAUCGGUCACUCUGAAGCGCAUGUUGGGAACUACGGGUUCGAUAGCUAUUCCGCCUCAAACAUCGGGCCAGGCAAUCCCGAAUUUUCGAGGCUUCAUUCGAUGAUCUUGAAUGCCAUGUCCACAACCUCCAGUCCUGCCGGAACUCAUAUACAGUCGAUCAUUCGGGCAAUGCAAACGUAUGCAAACGAAGCAACGGUCAGAAACACGCUUAUGCAGCUGGUUAAUGAAGGAUACGCCUACACCGGUGCUGACGACGAGCACUUCAUAGCCUCCAACAUAUGAGCCUGGAGCGAUGGUGCGACUACUGCCUUGCGACUGAGCCCAGCGAACUGCCCAAUCGCUGCACAAGCAUCUGUUCACAGCUGGCACCCGACGCCAGACGGUAGCCAGGCUACCGACUGUUCAACAGAACAGGACACCCUGCAUAAAUGCGCAAUAUGGCUAUCUCUGGAAUGAAAUACACAUGUGUCCAGUCGAA